Molecule: messenger RNA, 1054 nt
Organism: Zingiber officinale
Lineage: Eukaryota; Viridiplantae; Streptophyta; Magnoliopsida; Zingiberales; Zingiberaceae
Exons: 6
Coding region: 353-817 (154 amino acids)
Source: RefSeq, a predicted model, not a curated record
AGAGAGAGAGAGAGAGAUCCAGGAUUUGGGAUUCGAGGAAAGAGGGAAGAACGUAGGAAGAAGGCGAGAAGAAAUUCUAAAUUCGACCAGAAUUCUGGAGAAUUUAACUCUUCCGGGCUCCAUCAACAUCCGAAGACUCGAUCUUGGGAAGCUUUUUGAAGGAGGGAAGAGAGAGAAAGCGAGAUACGUUUCAAUGGCGACACUUGUGAAGGAGGAGGACGAAGAGGAGAGGAGGAGACGACACAGCAGCAGCGAAGGGGCCGAAUACUAGUCGCCGCCUUAACCCACAUCAGCUGUCGGUGAUCGGUUGGAUCGAGGAUUCGGCGAGAGCAAACAAAGAGAGUUUGGGGGGAUGGAGGGGAAGAACAGCACGCCUCCUCGUUUUCCGGCGAUCGCGGAUGAGAUUUCGAAUCCCGCGACCAGGACCUCGGCGGCUUCGCCUGGCUAUUUUAGUACCGUCUUCCCUCCGGCUUCCCAGGUGAUCGCGAAGGAUUUAUCACAUUCAGAUUUGUGCUGGACUUUGAACAAACAGAGAAAUGAAGGUCGCAUUGCAAUUGCUCAGAUCGCAACUACAGAGAGUCCAACUAAAGCUCAAAGCAUGCAUUGCAAAGAUGCGAAACCAGUCUACGCCAAUGAAUACAUGGAGCCGCCCUAUUUACUAUCCGUGAAUUAUGGCGCCAGAGAUUUCUACACGAGUUCAUCUUCCUCUCAAACAUCAAUAACUCCAGAAAAAUUUAGAGUGCAUGAAGGAGAUGACUCGAAUAACACACGCACUGCUGACAGAGGUGACUGGUGGCAAGGUUCUCUUUACUACUAAGAAUCACAAGCUACAGAGAAGGUAUACUGAUUCCGUAAGAAUGGAGUGUGUGGAACGUAGUUGACUUUGACUUUUGUAGUAAAAGAUCAGUCUUUUGCUAGUUUGGUAGAAUUAUAGAUGAACUUGGGGUGGUUCAUCCACUUGGACCUUCACCUCCAACUCAUUAAAAUGAGGUUGUGGUUUGCCUUUGUAAUACUUGUGAUGAUGUAUGUGAAUUUUAUAGGUGUUUUUAUUUCA